AUGGAUUUUUUCCUUCCAAGCGCUGUCCCUGAAAUUGUCCCGAACAACGGACAUUUGUUAGACAGACGCGCCUGGAGUUCACAUCCACGAGGAGGAGUAAAGGAGUUUACUCCUGCAUUUGAGGAGGCGAACAGCCCCACAGAAAAAUGCAAGAAUAAAAUAUUUAAAUCAAUAAAGAAGGGAUGGGAGAAUGUAAAGCAGCCAUUCCUUCAUAAUGAUAAAGUGGAAACACUGAUUCCUUCAGAGCUUAAUGCGGAUUCAGCUAAUCCUAAUCUAAAGGAUGAUGCUGGUCUGGCCAGCUCUGAAUUAAACAAUAAGAUCAAACCGGAAAAACAACGAAUGGCAUUCUUUGACUGUCUCUGGAGGGGCAAGGUGGAGUCAGUGCCGACUCCCCUGCUUAAAGCAGAUCCAGCUAUCCCUAAUGUUAGGGAAGUUGUUGAUCUUGCAUCACAGUCAAAGACCUACGUUGGUCCGAAGAAACAGAAACAAAAGGCUUCAAAGAGCCGCAAAUCUAACCUCCAGGGAGAAAAAGUGACUGUUGUGCCAACUCAACAGCCCAAGGUCAUUUCAGAUAUUCCUGUUGGCAUGGAUGUUCCUGAUCUGGCCUGCCCCCAAUCAAAACCAAAGAUUUGUCCGGAUAAACGCAUGACAUUGUGGGAACGCUUGCUUGGAUGCGUCCGGAGGGGUAAAGUGGAGUCAGUGCCGACUUCACAGAUUGAGGCCGAUCCAGCUAUCCCUGAUGCCAGGGAAGUUGUUGAUCUGGCAGAUUCUCAAUCGAAGAGUGUUGGCUUAAAGAAACAAAAACAAAAGGCUUCAAAGAGCCGCUCAUUUCACAACCCUUGGGGAAAAAAAGGGAAGAGUAAAGUGAAAAAAGAUGCCGAUCCAGCUAUUCCUGAUGCCAUGGAUGGUGCGGAUCUGGCCAGUUUUGGUGGCAUCGCUGCAGCCAAUGCCAGGCUACAGAAGUUAGGUGCCAUUACAGAGAAUAUUGGGUUAAAAGGUGGUGGAAAUCCCGACCCAAAUAAAGCAAAAAAUCCUGGGUCAAAAGAAGAUGGAAAUCCUGAGGCAAAAGCCCUUGAAAAUCCCAGAAAUCCCUUACCAGAAGAUGAUAAAGUUGUCAGGCCAAAAGCUUUUGAAAAUCCCAGAGAUCCCUCGCCAGAUGAUGAUAAAGUUGUCAGGCCAAAAGCUUUUGAAAAUCCCAGAGAUCCCUCGCCAGAUGAUGAUGAAGUUGUCAGCCCAAAAGCUUUUGAAAAUCCCAGAUAUCCCUCGCCAGAAGAAGUUGUCAGGCCAAAAGUUAUAAAUGUUGUUCAACAAGCUUUUGAAUCCCCAAGCGAGAAGAAACCAGCUGAUCCCUCAGUGCCUAAAGAGCCUUUUGAUUCUAAAUAUGAACUCUUGGAGGAUGAAUUGCUUGGGCAAGGUUACUGUGGCAAAGUGUACAAAGGGUUCCGUAUAUCGGAUGGCACUCCGGUUGCCAUCAAGCGAAUAAGCAAACGAAAGAAUGAAAGCAGUCUUCAGAUUCCUGGAUACCCCAAACAACCUAUUACAGAAGUGGCGCUGCUGCUUAAGUUAGGAGAUGCGCCCUUUUGCCCCAAUGUCAUACAGAUGUAUGACUGGUACGAGACUAAACACUUUCACAUGCUCGUGUUGGAGUACCCACUGCACAGCGAAUCCUUGUUGAAAUUUGUUCUUCGUGAAGAAAAACUAAGUGAAAAUACAGCAAGACAUCUCAUGCGUCAGGCAGUACUGGCAGUGCAACACUGUCUGGAUAAUGGAGUUUUCCAUGCCGACAUCAAACCCGGAAACUUCUUGGUACAAAAGUCAACAAUGACACUGAAGUUAAUUGACUUUGGGGUUGGAUAUAAUCUGACGCAUGACACCUAUGAUUCCUAUGAUUCCUAUUACUUUAUGGGAGCUCCAUGUCGCACCCCUCUUGAGAUCGAAACGGCUAAGAAAUUGGACAUCGUGCCAGCAAGCGUCUUGAACUUGGGUACUGUGCUGUACUUCAUGGUGGUUGGAUGUUUUCCCGUUCUUUUAGACAACUUUAAUUCCGGGUAUCUGAAUACAAAUGAGAAGGAUUUAUCAAAGGAAAUCUAUGAUCUGUUAAGAUGGUGCCUGGCCAAAAAUCCAAGUGAUCGUCCGACGCUCAAGCAGAUCUUAGAUCAUGAUUGGUUUAAAACUGAGUCUGACGAAGAAGAGUUAUACUCCAAGGCACUGAAUGAGCUGAAUGACUGAAGAAGAGGGGAAUGAUUGGAGAUGCUGUUUUCAUCAUCCUGAGACAUAUGGAGUUUGAAGGAGGUUUUAUUUCAGCCUCAGACUUCAUGAACACAGACCGCUGGCUGAACGUCUGAUGCAGAUCCUGUCUCAUCCUUGAACACAUUAAAAAAAAUGUUUUAAUUCUUAAUGUUUUUAUAUUUUAAAGUUGUAUAAUAUAGUUUCUAAUAUAUAGUAAAUCCUCUAUAGAAUCAGCUAUGUCUGGCUCUCUCUCUAGGGUUUUUUUUUCUCCUAGGAGUUUAGGGAGUCAGGUUUAACUUAGAUCUCUCUUCUAUACAUUACAUUAUCACAACGCUCGCUAGUUUAGCUUAAUCUGUACUUUGCAACUUUUGUUGUCCCUUGAUUUUUCUGUUUUUGCUUUUU
This is a messenger RNA of Misgurnus anguillicaudatus (oriental weatherfish), 2631 nucleotides long. The record is from RefSeq and is a predicted model, not a curated record. NCBI's taxonomy places the organism in Eukaryota, Metazoa, Chordata, Actinopteri, Cypriniformes, Cobitidae.